Messenger RNA from Cladophialophora bantiana CBS 173.52, 1731 nucleotides. RefSeq lists its product as uncharacterized. Gene Ontology annotation, biological process: DNA-templated transcription. The transcript has 5 exons. NCBI's taxonomy places the organism in Eukaryota, Fungi, Ascomycota, Eurotiomycetes, Chaetothyriales, Herpotrichiellaceae. The coding region runs from base 1 to 1731 and encodes 576 amino acids. The record is from RefSeq and is a predicted model, not a curated record. Gene Ontology annotation, molecular function: DNA binding; zinc ion binding.
AUGACAGCCUUGUCAGCACGCCUCCAAAACAACAAGCUGAAUGACUUGUUACGAAGAGCGGCAGAGGUGAUCAAUGGACGAGUUCGCGGCGGCCCGCCAUCGCCGAGUGGCACCCUCCUCCGGAGAUCAAAUACUCAGGAGGUCAUUCUCGAGUGGGAAGUUGCGUCUACCUACGUGAAAUGCUACUUUGAGAGAAUCCACCCAUUUUACCCAUUCCUCGACCGUGCCACGUUUGAACAGACGAUUUCCAACCCUAACUUCUCUCAGGAAAUGAUCACCAACAAGGCAUUGUCGGCUUUAUAUCAUGCCGUUCUGGCCCUUGGCUGCCAACACUCCGGGUACGGAAGUUUUGAACCAGGGAAAUCGAGAUCAUGGCUGCUAUUUUCAGUGGCACUAGCCGCGUUUCCCGACCUCCUGACUCUUCCUGACUCUCUUUUGCUUCUGCAGGCACUUACAGCCAUGACCAUCUUCACACUUUCGUUGUCCUGUCUCCAAAUCGAGCACAUCAUUCUUACCGAAAGUUCCAGAAGAGUGCAAAAGAUUCCGCUCAGCAGACAGAAGGACGCAGUUCUCAAGUCUUACGCACGGACAUUUUGGGUCUUGUACAGCAUUGAAAAAACAUCGAGCUUCUACUGUGGGAGGAGCUCUUUUUUCAACGACACAGAUAUCGGCCACUGUGUUCCGACGGUGUCGGAGGCAUCUUUCGGCGAGUACAAUUGGUUUUUGGCUUGGUCGAGACAUGCACGUUUGCUUUCUCGGGCAUAUAGCUCUCUAUUCUCCAUUGGUGUGACGGGGAACUCACGAGAAUACUUCUGCGCUGUCAUUGAUCAGUUGGAAACUGAACUGCAACAAUGGCGCAUGUCAAUCCCGGAAUUCAUUCGACCCGGGGCUCCUUUUUGGGACAAUUACCUGCCCGGCCCAUUGACGAGAGUUGUGGCCCUCUGGACUCACUAUCUUUAUUAUGGACUUCUUCUAGCUCUUUCCCGUGCAAGAUUGCAUCUCGAAAGUCGACCUGAAGAAGCUGCCACCCCCACCCGACAGUUUGACAGCAACAUGGCCAUCAUCAAGGCUUCAAGAUCCAUCCUUGAGUUGAGCAGGUUCAUAGAUGUUGAACCGCAUACACCGAUGUGGGUUCUGGUAGGCAUACCGAUUGCCGCGCUGUUUGUGCUUUUCGAUUUCAUCGUCCACAAUCCCAACCAUCCAGAAACAGCAAGCAACCUGGCACUUUUGCACGUCGCGGGUGGUCAUUUUAGUCAAAUCGACUACGCAAGUGGCGGCGCCCUCCCCGGUUCAAUGAUAACUGAAUUUGCCUUUAUUGCAGCAGAAUACACGAGAGACGUUCAAAAUCGGGGCUCAAAAAGCGAAUCCUCUCUCAAGCAGCAAAGCACGCUAUCUUCGGCUCUCAGCUGGCCAGUUCUACCCUUGAAUUCAGGCCCAAACCCCGCCGGUUAUAGCAAUGUCCCCCUGGUUGGUUCAAUGGUCGCUUCCUCUCAAGUACAGGAUAACCUAGACCAAGCGUUUCAACAGCUCCCGAUCCUACAAGAUUCUGCUAAUACCUCGUCGGGAUCCAUGGAACACUUAACAUACCCAAUCAACAACCAUUCGAACUACGUGCAGGAUGAUAUCUCAAUGGGCACAAAUAUUAUGGACCUCUUCGGCCUUACGGUCCCUGGAGUCGACGCUAACCUUGGACUAUGGGGUGGCUUAGGAGCGGAGGAAUGCGGCGAAUAG